GUCGUCCUCGUCAACUCGUCAUUCCGUCCACCAACGUCUCGGUUCGCCCUGAAUCGCGCUCCCCACCCAAACCCCUCCGCCGGAGUCCGGCGAGAUGUCCUUCUUCUUCCGGGCGGCGUCGCGCCCGCGGUCGUCGCAGAACGAGCUCGUGCGCUCCAUCAAGGACUCCCUCCUCGCGCUCGACACCAAGACCGGCGCCAAGGCUCUCGAGGAUGUUGAGAAAAAUAUAUUUACCUUGAGGCAGACACUUUCUGGUGAUGGCGAAGUUGAACCGAAUCAGGAGCAGGUUUUGCAGAUAGCCCUUGAAAUUUGCAAGGAGGGCGUCCUUUCUCUCUUUGUUCAGAAUCUGCCUUCAUUGGGUUGGGAGGGUAGAAAGGAUCUUGUCCACUGCUGGGGUGUUUUAUUGAGGCAGAAGGUUGAUGAAAGUCACUGCUGUGUGCAGUAUAUUGAAAAUCAUGUUGAUCUUCUAGAUUUCCUUGUUGUUUGCUACAAGAACCUGGAAGUUGCAUUGAACUGUGGGAACAUGUUGCGAGAAUGCAUAAAAUAUCCUGCACUUGCAAAAUAUAUACUGAAGUCAAGUAGCUUCGAGUUGUUUUUCCAGUAUGUUGAAUUGCCAAACUUCGAUAUUGCUUCUGAUGCUCUGAAUACCUUCAAGGAUUUGCUCACCAGACAUGAAGAUGCAGUCUCCGAGUUUUUGAGUUCCCACUAUGAACAGUUCUUUGAACUAUACACAAGGAUUUUAACGUCGAAUAAUUACGUGACAAGAAGACAAUCAGUGAAGUUUCUUUCAGAGUUUCUGUUGGAGGCCCCGAAUGCUCAGAUAAUGAAGCGGUACAUUUUGGAAGUUCGUUACUUAAACAUUAUGAUUGGUCUGCUGAAGGAUUCAAGCAAAAAUAUCAGGAUAUGUGCUUUUCACAUUUUUAAGGUAUUUGUUGCCAAUCCAAACAAGCCUCGUGAUAUUAUCCAAGUGUUGGUAGACAAUCACAGAGAACUGUUGAAGCUACUCACUGAUCUUCCUGCAGGCAAAGGUGAAGAUGACCAACUUGAUGAGGAGAGAGAUUUAAUUAUCAAGGAAAUCCAGAAGCUCGUGCGCUCAUCAGUAUAGACCCUCAGCAAAAUUUAAAAUUAUCCUUGCAUAUUUUACUGGUCAAGAAAGGCAACAUUGUCUCCCUUUCUUAUUUCUAGACCUCCCGUGUAAAAUGAUAUGUACAGUGGUUGCUUAAUGUUUACCAUCUUUAUAUGGGAAUAGUUUGCCCAAGAAGUGUGGUCUUCACAAAACACAGAGAAUUGCCGUAAACAUUUAUCGUUAAACGAA
Brachypodium distachyon (stiff brome) is the source of this 1315-nucleotide messenger RNA. Its product is annotated as calcium-binding protein 39. The coding region runs from base 95 to 1105 and encodes 336 amino acids. The record is from RefSeq and is a predicted model, not a curated record. Gene Ontology annotation, molecular function: protein serine/threonine kinase activator activity. NCBI's taxonomy places the organism in Eukaryota, Viridiplantae, Streptophyta, Magnoliopsida, Poales, Poaceae. Gene Ontology annotation, biological process: intracellular signal transduction. The transcript is spliced from 11 exons.